Messenger RNA from Thermochaetoides thermophila DSM 1495, 3426 nucleotides. Its product is annotated as glucan 1,3-beta-glucosidase-like protein. Gene Ontology annotation, molecular function: oxidoreductase activity. The transcript is spliced from 12 exons. Lineage: Eukaryota; Fungi; Ascomycota; Sordariomycetes; Sordariales; Chaetomiaceae. The coding region runs from base 1 to 3426 and encodes 1141 amino acids. The record is from RefSeq and is a predicted model, not a curated record.
AUGACCUUGCUCAUACUCACCUCCAGCGCCCUCUUGGUUGCGGUGUCCUGCUCAGCAUCCCCGCGCUCCAGUUUCGACGGUGAGGAUGUCUCGUUCGACUUCCUCGAGCAUCGUGGGAACCAGUCACUCAAGGACCCCACGCAGACCAACUUCUGGUAUUCUAACCUGAAUCACCACACUCCUGGAAUCCGUGGCUAUGCUCCCUAUGUCGAUGACCCGGACAGUUACCCCGUUUACAUCGAAGUCGACCCUGGCGAUGGCGAUGGUAUUCAGAAUGCAAUUGAUUGUGCUGAUGGGAAAGAGAAGAGGAAUGGAAUGUGGUUUGCUUCUCAGCCAAGGGUCGUGUACAUCCCGCCCGGAGAGUAUAUCAUCAAGAAAACAAUCAAGAUGAACACAGCAACUGUCUUGAUGGGUGACGCGACGAAUCCUCCUGUUCUCAAGCUCUCUCCUGACUGGGAAGGCGACAAAACCCUCCUCGACGGUAUGGACCCAACGACCGACAACCGCGGUGAACUCUCCUUCGCCGUCGGCGUCAAGAACAUCAUUCUGGACACAACCCCCCGUCCAUUCGACGAAGAGUUUCUCGCGCUCUACUGGGGCGUCGCGCAGGCCGCGCAACUGCAGAACGUCAAGAUCCGGAUGCCGCCAGCAACGGGCAGUACAGGACAUGUUGGCAUCAGGAUGGGCCGUGGCUCGACAUUGACAGUGGCAGACGUCAACAUCUCAGGAGGCUCGACUGGUGUGUGGGUCUCCGGCCACCAACAAGCCCUCUUCAAAUCGAUAUCCAUCUCCAACUCCACAAGAGGCUUCCACAUCUCUGCCGGCUUCACCUUCACCCUCCUCUCACCAACCUUCACCAACGUCGACAUCUGCGUCCUCCAGUCAGGCGGCUAUCCCUGGCUUGCCCUCGUUGACGCAACAGCCAUCAAUUCUGGCGUCGUGCUCAAGGUUCAGACCUACCCUAACUACAUGAUCGAGAACCUCGUCCUCCAACAAUCCCGCCUUCCCCGGCCAAACGUCGCCGAAGGGCCGGGGGACUCCACCCUCUCCUUCCCAGAAAACGGCCGCAUACAGCGAUACAGCUACGCCAACACUGUCCAUCGUACGCCUGUCUACGGUCCCAACCUCGACGUAGGCUUUUUCCGUCCCAAAGCACUCACCGUCGACGGAGGGAAAUACCCCGUCCGCUCAGCCCCCACCUACUCCUGGCUGAAAAACACAUCCUUCCUAAACAUCAAAGACCCCUCCCAAACAGGCGGGCUCAAAAUUUACGGUGACGGCGUCCACGACGAUGCAUCUGCUCUGAACAAAAUUCUCCGUCUAGCUGCUGUCCAAGGAAAGGUGGCUUACUUCCCCUUCGGGGCGUACCUCGUUCGUUCGACGGUGUACAUACCCUCUGGUAGCCGCAUCAUAGGUGAGGCUUGGCCGGCUAUUGUUGGAGCAGGGGCCUUCUUCAAAAACGAGAACAACCCCAAACCGGUCGUUCAGGUCGGUUGGCCGGGAGAGGUCGGGUCCGUCGAGAUCCAGGAUAUGCGGUUUACUAUUGCGGAAGUCUUACCCGGAGCAAUAAUCGCACGGUUCGAGUUGGCAGGCCGCAGGCCCGCGGAUGUAGCGAUGUGGAAUAGUAUGAUCACCGUCGGGGGCACGCGUGGUGCCUCCUCUCUCACGGACACGUGCAUCGACCCAAGCAGCCCGUGUAAAGCCGUCUUCAUGGACUUGCAUCUAACCCCAACGUCGUCAGUAUACCUCGAAAAUGUAUGGAACUGGGUAGCGGAUCAUAUAGCGGAGGACUUCCCUGGGGGCAGUAACUUUGCCGGGGGACGCGGGAUGUUAGUCGAGUCUCGUCGCGGAACCUGGCUUAUUGGCAUAGGGAGCGAGCAAUGGUGGUUGUACCAGCUAACCCUGAAAAAAGCAGAGAAUGUCAUGUUGGGGUUGCUUCAAUCUGAAACGAACUACGACCAAGGCGCCAACAACCCCAUUCCUCCCCCUUCCCCAUGGACCCCCCACCGGGCGUUAGGUGACCCUUCUUUCAGUUGGUGCUCCCAAGAAGACAAGCGCUGCCGCAUGGGUCCCGCAACGUUCUUCACUGCCGGCGGUAAAGACAUUUUUAUCUACGCCGCCGCAUCAUGGGUUUUCUUUAGUGGACCGGGUUAUCAGGGUCGGGAGACGUAUGCUGGCCUUAGACUGGCGGGUGGGGAAGAGAUUAUCACAGAGGAAGGGUUCACGGGUGCAUGGGGGGGAAUAGUCGUUUUACCCGACCAAUCUCUCCUCACGCUGAGUAAGCCCAGCCUGCCAUUCACGCCCUGCACGGCCCCUGUGCCUCACGCCCGGAUAUAUGCGCCAGCCGAGCCGAGCCAAACGGCCGGUCUGGCCAAUGCAUGGCAUGAAAGUGCCGAUUUCCGGGAGCCGCUGCUCCCGAGGCGAGCGCAGAGAAUGUUCAAGGCUGUACUCUUCUUCGCAACGCUGGCCUUCGCUGGCGCAUAUCCCCCCGAUGUGGUCGACAUCCUCCAGCAGAAGAGUAUACCCAAGCUGAAGGAAUGGCUGCGGAAGCAUCCGCAGGGGAACUGCACUUAUGAAACAGCUGCUAGGAGGAAGGAAUGGAGCGAUCUCACCCUAGAAGAGCGCCAGGAUUACAUCCGCGCGGUGUACUGCCUGAUGGAGCAGCCAUCUUUGACACAGUUCGAGGCCCCUGGGGCUCAACAUCGGUUCGAUGAUUAUGUGGUGAUUCAUUUGCAGCAAACACAUAGGAAUCAUGGCUCAACAUUUUUCCUCCCCUGGCAUCGCUACUACGUCUGGCACUACGAAUACUCCCUGCGUACCCUAUGUGGGUAUAAAGGCUACCAGCCGUAUUGGAAUUGGGACCGCUACGCCGACGACCCCGCCAACUCACCCCUCUUCGAUGGUAGCGAAGGCUCGAUGGGCAGCGACGGCUCCUAUGAAGACCAUCCCAUCCUUCGGUUCCCUGAUACCCCUGCGCCAUAUGACGUUGUUCCCAAUGGAAAUGGUGGGGGAUGUGUUAUGAAGGGUCCGUUCUCGAACAUGACCGUCCACAUCGGACCCCUCGCCCCAACCUUCAAUGUAAAACCCAACCCGCGCCCCGACGGCCUCGGGUAUAACCCCCGCUGUCUUCGUCGCGACAUCAACAAACAUUCCGCCGCCGUUACCAAAGCGAACUACACCUACGACUUGAUCACCUCCAACCACGAUAUCUACUGGUUCCAGACCGUUCUUGAAGGCCAAUUCCCCCUCGGAAAAUGGGGCGUCCACGCAGGGGGGCACUACACCGUGAAUGGCGACCCAGCCGGUGAUUUUUACGUGAGUCCUGGAGAUCCAGUGUUUUGGUUGCAUCAUGCGAUGGUGGAUCGGGUGUGGUGGAUUUGGCAGAUGCAGAAUUUGGAGAGGAGGUUGCAAGAGUUCAUGACCUGA